ACUAACGAUUAAAUUUAUCACCGCUCUUAUGGCACAGUCAAUGGAAAACUUGUGCCGAAUAUGUGUUGGGUACGAUGGACACAUGGUGUCCAUUUUUUCAACCCUCAUCGAUUCCGGCGGCAGUGGAAACGUAGAGAAUGACAAAUCGGCCGCUGCUAGAGGUGGCCGGUCCACCGGUGAGACGAUAGCCCAAGUUAUGGUUUCCUGCUUGGGAGCUGAUAUCGAACAGGAUGACAAUCUUCCACAACACAUUUGCGGGGAUUGUUUUCAGAAGCUAAAGGCUUCUUGGGAUCUUCGAGCAACGGCCAAGUGGAGUGAGAAACAUUUGCGGCAAAUGCUGCAAAGCACGGAGUUUAAAAAUGAGCCGGAACAAUUUAAGGAGGAAGAAGUGGAGUUUGUUGAGGGAAUAGAGGAAGAUUAUGUGGAUGAGGAAGUUUUAGAGGAGACUGUAUUGGUGGAGGAGUUAAGCAUACCUAGUAAUCAACGGGAUCCUUUGCAUUCCGAAUUUGGAUGGCAUUUUUUUGAUCUGAAAAAGGGCUUCUACAAAAUUAGGAAAGGUGAAGAUCCUGGCUGGAAUUUAAUAGAAAUAAGUGGAACCCGCUGCUGCGGGUGUUUUACGUCUUUCCCGACUAAAGUAUUACUGGAAGAGCAUUGUAAAGUGCAUCACAGGGAAGAACAGAAUGCCGUUCAAACCAGAAGUAACGAGUGUAUGGCAUGUCAAAAAGCCUUUCCCAGUAUGGAAGCUUUGAGUUUUCAUCAAAAGAUAGCUCGAUCUCGUCAGUUAUUCCACUGCACGGUGUGUCAGUUAUUAUCGCCCAGUAAGCGACAGCUGAAGGCUCAUUUGAAGCUACACACUGAAUCGGAACUGCUAUCAGUGUCGCCGGUGGUGAUGGAAGAACCACCCGAAAAGAGUACCGGGCAGAAGAAUGUACAGCAGCCCCCACCGGCUGGCAAAUGUCGCUCAGUUAAAACUUUCCUCACAUUCGAUUAUAUCACCUUUGACGGUUUUUGUUGCUGCGAAUGUUGGUGCUAUUGUGAAACGAAACGAGAGAUGAAACGGCACGGGGAAAAGGAACAUUACAACAAUAGAGGAUUUGAAGAGGAUAUGGUUUGUUUUGGCUGCUUGAGGUCCUUUACAACCAAGGAGAGUUUUGACAAACACAUGGCGGAGUUGAAUACAAAGCACGUCUACUGGUGUAAAACGUGUGAACUGAUGUUUCGUUCAUCAGAAUUGCUGCAAAAACACCAACAGACCAGCGAAGAUCACGAUGGUUUCGUCGAACUUGAAAUGCUUGACGUUAAGGAGGAGGUGGAAGUUGAAGAGGAAGUUGUUCCAGUGCCAUUACAAGUAACAAAACAUGUUGAGUUGGAAGAAGUUAAACAUGUAUCUAUGUUAAAAGAAAAUCCGAACAAAACUGUUGUAAACACACGCUUGCAGAUUUUGAAGGAUCCGCACGAAAAACAAUUAUAUGCACCUCAAAUCAAGAGGAACGAUCCUGAUUUGUCGGAAAUUACCGUGGUCGAUAUUUACAACCAGGACACUGUGCGGUGUUGCGGUUGCUAUCAAACGUUCUCCACCGAAGCAGAAGUAGUAAAGCAUUGCAACAAACAGCAUCGUCAGUUUCAGGUAUCGGAUGAUAAAGAUCGACCGUAUGAAUGCCAGCGAUGCUACCGGCGGUUCGUUAAAGCUGUUUCGCUUCAAAUCCAUCAAUAUUUCGUUAGGAACGUCCUCACAUACGCUUGUAAGCUGUGCAAUGAACAGUUUACCUUUCACACACCAUUCCUUUUGCAUUACAUUCAGCAUGAAAAUCAGUCCUGGCGGUAUAAGGAAGAUAAGCGGGGAGCCAAACCGAAAGUGACCGAAAAUGAUGCAAGAUUUUUCUGUUGCUUCAAUUUCUGCACCCAAUCGUUUGACGAAUACAGCGAGCUGCUCGGUCACGUAGACGACAAUCAUGGCGUCAAACGAAAUCAGUUCAAACAUUACCGGGACAGCGACGAGAACUGUUGCGAAAUUUGCUUUCGCAGCUUCGGCAACUAUCGAGCGUUGCUUCGGCACGUGACACAGCGAAAGAAAGGACGGCCGGCUCAUCGACAUACCUGCAGCAGUUGCGGCAUGCAGUUCAAAUCCCUUGCUCUGCUCAAAGACCAUGAGAACAAGCAUCUGGGCAUCAAACCGUAUGAGUGCGAACUUUGCAGCAAAACCUUCGGAUCGAAGGCGAUCCUCAAGAAUCACAUGACCGUUCAUCAGGACAGCCGACCGUUCAGCUGUGAGUUUUGCGGCAAAACGUUUGCCCGCAAGCGUAACUACAAGGACCAUUCGAUGACGCACACGGACGAGAAACCGUGGGAAUGUGAGAUCUGCAAGCUCACCUUUCGGAUUGAGUCGCAAUUCCUGACGCACAAGCGGCGCCACACCGGCGUACGGCCGUACAAGUGCAGCUUCUGCGAGAAGGUAUUUUCGCAUGCCACCGACCGGAAGCGGCACGAGAUGGCAGCGCACACCGGAGAAAAACCGCAUCAGUGCAGCUUCUGCCCGUUGGCUUUCAUUCGCCGGCGGCAGCUGGUGAUUCACGAGCGGACGCACACCGGCGAGAAACCGUUCGAGUGCCAGCACUGCGGGCAGGCUUUCAUUCAGCAGAGCUAUCUGACGCGACAUCUUGCCACUCACAAGUGA
Messenger RNA from Sabethes cyaneus, 2674 nucleotides. RefSeq names its product zinc finger protein 420-like. Bases 29 to 2674 code for a protein of 881 amino acids. Gene Ontology annotation, cellular component: nucleus. Gene Ontology annotation, molecular function: DNA-binding transcription factor activity, RNA polymerase II-specific; RNA polymerase II transcription regulatory region sequence-specific DNA binding; zinc ion binding. Gene Ontology annotation, biological process: regulation of transcription by RNA polymerase II. The transcript is spliced from 2 exons. The record is from RefSeq and is a predicted model, not a curated record. Lineage: Eukaryota; Metazoa; Arthropoda; Insecta; Diptera; Culicidae.